Messenger RNA from Anopheles aquasalis, 2118 nucleotides. Its product is annotated as hexamerin-1.1. The record is from RefSeq and is a predicted model, not a curated record. Lineage: Eukaryota; Metazoa; Arthropoda; Insecta; Diptera; Culicidae.
AUGGAUGACGAUGCGGCGAAGCAGCUUAUCAGCCACGAGCGCACCAAACCACCCGAUCCCGAGAUUCGACAGAAUGCAGUGUACGGUUUGCAAUCGUUACCGGUCCCAUCGAACGGCUUAUCACCCAAUUCCGAUAAGGAGUUUCUUGGCAAGCAAAAGUUUUUCUUCGAAAUCUUGCGCCAUCUUCAUCAGCCGCUAGCCAUCCCUGAAUACUUACCAUACACUAAAGGAUGGAUCCAGGAGCAAAGCAAAUACCAGAACUACACGGAAGUGACCGAGUUCCAGCGUGCGUUCGAGCAAGGCUUCCUCGGUAAGGGCGCCAUCUUUACGAUCUACAACUACUGGUACGCGAAGCAAACGAUGCUGCUGUACCGUUUCUUCGAGAAUGCACUCGACUGGGAUACGUACUACAAGAACGUGAUCUGGGCCCGGCAGCACACCAACGAGGGUAUGUUCCUGUGUGCCCUCACACUCUCCGUACUGCACCGGCCGGAUCUGCAGGGUAUCGUUCUGCCGGCCAUCUACGAGGUGAUACCGCAUCACUUCUUCGAAGCCGAUCUCUUCCAGGAUGCCACAAACCGGCGUGCGAUGGAUCGGGAGUAUGGCUUCUACGCCAAUCCGAAGUAUAAUGUGGCACGCUCGAACUAUAGUUCCACCUUUUCAACGCGUUUCUACGGCGAAGGAUCGCUAGCGUACUUUACCGAGGAUGUUGGGUUGAAUGCGUACUACUACUACUUCAUGAUGGAUUAUGCGCCGUUCCUGGGAGGAGAUAAGCUUGGUCUGAACAAGGAUCGACGCGGUGAGCUGUAUCUGUUUAUGCAUCAGCAGCUGCUGGCUCGUUACUACCUGGAGCGCAACUCGAACGGACUGGGCCCCAUACAGGAACUAACCUGGGAGACACCGGUUGCGACCGGGUACUAUCCGAUGUUGAGCUACUGGAAUGGGGUGCCGUUCCGGGCGCGUGAGAACAACUUCCUCUGGCGACCGUACGAUCCGGUGAAGCUGGCCGGAAUGAAGGCCCACGAAGAACGUAUCCGGCAGGCGAUCGAUCGGGGUUACGUGGAGGGGCGUGUCGAUGGUCAGCGCAUUGAUUUGCGCCGACCGGAAGCCAUCGAUACCGUCGGUAAUCUGGUGAGCGGCAGUGUGGAUAGUGUGAACGCGGAUUACUACAAGAUGAUCGAAACGACGGCCCGGAUGGUGCUGGCCCAGGGUGACUAUUAUGGUUCCGUGGGUGAGGUUUGGCCCGGUCCACUGAUGCACUACGAGACGUCGAUGCGUGAUCCGGCGUUCUAUCAGUUCUACCAGCGGUUGCUGAGCUUUUAUUGGGAUUUCAAGAGCUAUCUACCGCCUUACACGGUGGCGCAGCUCACGUACGAUGGUGUCGAGAUACGGAGCGUCACCGUCGAUCGGCUCGUUACCUUCUUCGAGCCGUACGAUGCGGAUAUCAGUAACGGGCUAGGGUACGAUUAUGGUGGUGAACGGUCCAGCUGGAACUUUACCGUGAUGGCACGGAAGGACCGACUAAAUCACAAACCCUUCAGCUACGUCCUGAACGUUAGCUCGCAGUUUAGCGGCAAAGGCAUCGUCCGGAUGUACAUGGGGCCCCGGAUGUACGGUCUUGGGCAGCUGCAGUACAUGAAGAAGUUCUUCGUCGAGAUGGACCAGUACGCGGUGGAGCUGGUUGCCGGGGAGAACCAGAUAAAGCGCAACACGCGUGACUUCUACUACGACAUCCGGGAUCGGACCACCUACUCGGAGUUGUACAGGCGCAUCAUGAAGGCGUACCGUGGUGAGGAGCAGUUCGUGCUCGACAUGUCGGAGGUCCACUGUGGGUGGCCUGAUCGGUUGCUGCUACCGAAGGGGCAACCGAAUGGUUAUCCGAUGAGUUUCUUCUUCAUCAUCACACCGUACGUUCCGCCGAAGGUGAGCCAGUUCUCCACCUUCGAUGCUACGUACACGUGUGGUACGGGUUCGGGCUCGAAGUAUAUCGAUGAUUUACCGUUUGGAUUUCCCUUCGAUCGGGAGAUCGAUUUUAGUAACUUUGCGACGAAAAAUAUGAUCUUCACCGAUGUGUCCGUGUUUCACGUCAAUGGUAAUCAGCAGAAUGAAUCGCAUUGA